Molecule: messenger RNA, 2391 nt
Organism: Poecilia latipinna (sailfin molly)
Lineage: Eukaryota; Metazoa; Chordata; Actinopteri; Cyprinodontiformes; Poeciliidae
Gene: abcg4a
Product: ATP-binding cassette, sub-family G (WHITE), member 4a
Exons: 15
Coding region: 385-2313 (642 amino acids)
Biological process (GO): transmembrane transport; cholesterol efflux; cholesterol homeostasis
Cellular component (GO): plasma membrane
Molecular function (GO): ATP hydrolysis activity; ATP binding; ABC-type sterol transporter activity
Source: RefSeq, a predicted model, not a curated record
GUCUCCGGGAUGCAGUCGUAGUUUGAGGCCGGGCCGGACAUGAUUUUAAUCUCAGGGGCUGCUGCUGUAGAGGAUGCGGGAUGAUGAGCGCCGCACCCCGAGAGAUGCUGAUAAGGAUAAUACAGCUCGGUCCUUUAUUUCCCCAGAGCGAAGCCGGAUUUUAGCUGGACUGUGGUGCACUCUGUGAACAUCCUGUUUGUUGUGGUUGUUUUUAUUUUAUUUAUUUAUUUUCAUUAUUAUUCCUGUCCGGGACUGCGCUGGAGAUCUGAUGCUGGAGGAUUGGGCUGUUUUGUCUGAAGAGAUCAACUGAACGCUGUUGCUCUCACAGAACCAGGACUGAGCUCCUCACCUGGUCCUUUCAACACACAAUAAUAACCUAUCAGGAUGGCUGAGAAAACACUGGAACCUGGCUCGGUCAGCAUUCCAAUGGAGGAGACCAAGCUGCCCGGAGGGGCCCCGCAGGAGGCGCCGCUGCUCACCCACCUGAAGAAAGUGGAGAACCACAUCACAGAGGCGCAGCGUUUCUGCCACCUCCCGCGGCGCUCCGCUGUAGACCUGGAGUUCAACGAGCUGUCCUACACCAUCCGGGAGGGCCCCUGGUGGAGGAGAAGAGGCUACAAAGCUCUCCUCAAGUGUCUGUCGGGAAGAUUCUGCAGCAGAGAACUGAUUGGUAUCAUGGGACCCUCUGGGGCUGGGAAAUCCACUUUGAUGAAUAUUCUGGCGGGUUACAGGGAAACUGGCAUGAAGGGGACCAUCCUGGUGAACGGUCGGCCGAGGGAUCUGAGGACCUUCAGGAAGAUGUCCUGCUACAUCAUGCAGGACGACAUGCUCCUGCCGAACCUCACUGCGAGGGAGGCCAUGAUGGUUUCUGCCCAUCUGAAGCUGAAUGAGUCUGUGCAGGUCAAAAAAGAACUUGUGGAUGAGAUCCUGACAGCUCUGGGUCUCCAGGAAUGUGCUCAGACACGCACCCUCUCACUCUCUGGGGGUCAGUGUAAACGCCUGGCCAUUGCUUUAGAACUGGUCAACAAUCCACCGGUCAUGUUUUUUGAUGAGCCCACAAGUGGUCUGGACAGUGCGUCGUGCUUCCAGGUUGUUUCACUCAUGAAGUCUCUGGCUCAGGGAGGACGGACAAUCAUGUGCACCAUUCAUCAGCCCAGUGCCAAGCUCUUUGAGAUGUUUGAUAAGCUCUACAUCCUUAGUCAGGGUCAGUGCAUUUACAAGGGGACAGUCCCUUAUCUCAUCCCUUACCUGAAGAACCUGGGCCUUCACUGUCCAACAUAUCACAAUCCUGCUGAUUUCAUCAUUGAGGUAGCAUCGGGAGAGUAUGGAGACCUGAACCCAGUGCUGUUCGAGGCGGUCCAGGGUGGACUCUGUUCAGAGGAGGGCAAGAAGAACUCCAGAGACAAAAGCGAUGCUUCCUGUCCUUCUCAAUGUUACAGUGACACAGGAACCCUGGAGAAGUCCAGCUUCCCCACAAGCACAUUCACACAGUUCUGCAUCCUCUUCAAAAGAACCUUCAUCACAAUAUGCAGGGACACGGUGCUGACCCACCUCAGAGUGAUGUCCCAUCUGUGUAUUGGGGUGCUGAUUGGCCUGCUUUAUCUUAAUAUUGGAAAUGAUGCCAGCAAAGUCUUCAACAACACAGGCUUCCUCUUCUUCUCCAUGCUGUUCCUCAUGUUCGCUGCCCUGAUGCCCACAGUGCUAACCUUUCCUCUGGAGAUGUCUGUCUUUAUGAGGGAGCAUCUCAACUACUGGUACAGCCUUAAGGCGUACUUCCUGGCCAAAACCAUGGCUGACAUACCGUUCCAGGUGAUUUGUCCCAUAAUGUACUGUAGUAUAGUGUAUUGGAUGACUGAACAGCCUGCAGAGGUGGGUCGCUAUCUCCUCUUCAUGGCCUUGUCAACAUCCACAGCCCUGGUAGCCCAGUCCCUGGGACUGCUAAUUGGUGCUGCAUCCACAUCCUUGCAGGUAGCAACGUUUGUUGGUCCAGUUACAGCCAUUCCCGUCCUCCUCUUUUCUGGAUUUUUUGUCAAUUUUGACACAAUUCCUAAAUACCUUCAGUGGAGUUCUUAUGUCUCCUACGUCAGAUAUGGCUUUGAGGGGGUGAUACUCUCCAUCUAUGGGAUGAACCGGUCAGAACUUGAGUGUCCGGAAGUGAUGUGUAAAUUUCAAAAGCCAGAGGAGGUUCUGCAGCUGCUGGAUGUAGAGGACGCAAAGCUUUAUGUUGACUUUAUGGUGCUGGGUGCGUUUUUCCUGAUUCUUAGACUGGCCACCUACCUGGCUCUGCGCUACAGAGUCAAGUCAGAGCGUUAAGAUGUCACAAUGUUCUUACAUAUCCCAGCCGUGUGAUGAAACAUAUUGUCCUCCUUUCUCUUACUUAACUUCACCUUC